UGUUUUGUCUUUGAUAUAUUCUCAUUGAAAUCUCAAGUGUACUGUGGAGCGAAAAAUCUGCUUUUGUGAGUGUUCAAAUGGAGCAAACCAACAACAAGAAGCCCUCGUCUUUACCCACCAACUACGUCACCAUUCUCGAGCUCAAAGAGCGCUGGCUCAAAGAGAAGGAACGACAACGAGAUGAGGAGGAACGACAACGAAAGGAGAAGGAACAAGAAGAAGAGGAGCUCCGACAGCAAAAGCUCCGAGAAGAGCAGGCAAAGCAACAGAAGCAAAACGCCGUCGUUCUGAAAACCCGAACCGAUUCCAGACCUACGAAUCGCAGUAAUCAGACACAGUUUCGGCCAGUGAAUCGGAGGAGUGUUUCGGAGUGCAAGGGUGCUGAGCUGGAGGGGAAAAAGCAACCCGUCGUGCAGAAAACCGAAGCCCAUUUCGAGCCUAGGAAUCGCAGUAAUCGGACACAGUUUGGGCCGGUUAAUUUGAGUGUUUCGGAGCGCGAGGGUGCUGAGCUAAAGCAACCCGUCGUACAGAAAACCGAAGCCGAUUUCAAGCCUAGGAAUCGCAGUGAUCGGACACAGUUUGGGCCGGUUAAUCGGAGUGUUUCGGAGUGCGAGGGUGCUGAGCUGGAGGGGAAAAAGCAACCCGUCGUACAGAAAACCGAAGCCGAUUUCAAGCCUAGGAAUCGCAAUGAUCGGACACAGUUUGGGCCGGUUAAUCGGAGUGUUUCGGAGUGCGAGGGUGCUGAGCUGGAGGGUAAAAAGCAACCCGUCGUACAGAAAACCGAAGCCGAUUUCAAGCCUAGGAAUCGCAAUGAUCGGACACAGUUUGGGCCGGUUAAUCGGAGUGUUUCGGAGGGCGAGGAUGCUGAGCUGGAGGGGGAAAAGCAACCCGUCGGACAGAAAACUGAAGCCGAUUUCCAGCCUAGGAAUCGCAGUGGUCGGACACAGUUUGGGCCGGUUAAUCAGACUGUUUCGGAAUGCGAGGGUGCUGAGCUGGAGAGGAAGAAAAGCGAGGAACCAGAGGAGAAGAAGGUAUGGAAGAAGAAGAAUAAGUGGAGGAAGAAUAAGUGGAGGAAGAAUAAGAAGGAUGUUAGGGCAGAGAAAGAGGAAGUGGCUGAGAAGGUAUGUAUAGCAGACGUGCCUCAAUCGAGUUGCGAGAAGGGAGACGAUCAGGCAACAGGGAAGGAAGAAAAGAGACCUGAAAUCGAAAUUAGGGCAAAGAGCGAGAAUGUGGUUCCGACUGCGGAGAUUGUGCCGAAAUUUAGGGAUUUAUCGGUGAAUGGUGAGACUGGAAAAGGGGAUGAUGAGUUGAAGAGACCAAGAAUAGUUGAUCGCCGUGGUAAUGGAGGAAUUAGGGGUUAUUAUGAGAGGCCUGAUCGCUUUGAUAUGCAGAAACAGAGAGGUUAUGCUGGGAGGGUUUGGGUUAAGAAAGGAGAGGUUGCUGAUGACAAAGGCGGUGGAGUUCAACAAAGCUUGGAGCGCAAUGAUGUCAUUUAUGGUCAAAUUGGAACGUCUUCGAAUGCAAGUUCACUGAAAUUCGCCGGAGGGAUGAGCAGGAAUAAUCCAAGACGAUGGUGGCAAAGCAAACAUGAACCAAAGUGUUUAUAGUUGAUGUUGACUUGUAAAGAUGCACCGGAACAUGCAUGUUUCCGUUUGAUCAUGAAUCUGAUCAAAAUUCGGAUAUUUUUACUUGAUGUGCUUGAUUCACCUAAUCGUGAUUUGGGCAUUGAAACUUGAUGUAUAAAGGAUGUUGAUGCUCUGUUUCAAAAUAUGUGUAGGAUAUUUCAUGACUUUCAUCAUUCUGCA
Molecule: messenger RNA, 1805 nt
Organism: Prunus avium (sweet cherry)
Lineage: Eukaryota; Viridiplantae; Streptophyta; Magnoliopsida; Rosales; Rosaceae
Source: RefSeq, a predicted model, not a curated record